This is a messenger RNA of Physcomitrium patens, 3537 nucleotides long. The record is from RefSeq and is a predicted model, not a curated record. Lineage: Eukaryota; Viridiplantae; Streptophyta; Bryopsida; Funariales; Funariaceae.
AUCCGAUCUUUAUGAACUGGGAUUGUUGUCAGUUUCCGAUGCUAAGGAAUGUGCAUAUGUGCCGACAGCUUGUUCAAGCUGAUCGUUUGAACUGUAUCGUGUGCUGAUAGGAUUAGAUUUCAGUGUUAGCUUCGUUUGUGACUUGCGCUUGGAUUUGCGGGGUCCUGAUCAUUACUCAUCUAAUUUGAGUAGUUUCCCUCUUGGCUGUUGGGGAAUGUCGGACAGUGGUGACAGGUUCUUGGUAGAGAGGGAGACUUUUUUUUACUUGUUUCUGUUUUUCCUUUCUUCUUCUUCUUCUUCUUCUUUACUGGAAUUAGACUCCGCUGGUCUUGGUUUUUGCGCUCCUUGAAUGAUACGGUUUUGACAAGCAUUCUGUGUGUGCUGUGCGAGUUAAAUUCGCACAGGUGCCCACCUCGGAGCGGAAUAUUCCUCUGGAAAAUCUGGGGUUAGGUGCAGAGUACGGGAGCUGGCAGUGGCACUGACCCAACAUUCUUACAGUUUGUAGUUGAAAUUUGUGAACCGUGGUAUCACAAACUACGAUUUUUCUUCAGAUGUGUAUUUAGUAGUGGAGGAUGGCCUAAGUCGAUCUUUCGUGACUCUCGUGCUGAACUUCAAUCCGAUCUCUUGGAGCAUCAGAGUGUCUGUGAAUCAGUUUGGAGGAGCACUUCAGCGAAGUCUUCUCUUAAGCAAAUCUCUCUCCUUUCGUCUGUGUAUUGCGGCCCCAUGGAUUGCAAGCUUUUGUUGGAUCCUUGGCACGAGAUCCUUGGGACUCUGCAAAUAAGGAUGUAAGGAUCCUUAGUUAGCAUCUACUAAGCCUUCGAGAGGUACUGUUGAAGCUUGGAAAUUCUUCGUGUCAAUCGAAGAUAGACUGUGGUCAGGUUCGAUCGGGGAUUUUGACUGAGCGAUCACACUUGAAGAUGUACAAUGCGCUUCUAGUUUCUAUCUGGCAAGGCGUUGUUGACGUCCUAUUUCGUUAGUAGAGUUUCAGCAGAAAUAGUAUCAGCAAAUCGGCAUUCUGGACAUUGAAUGUCUGUGCUACUGGGUGAAGGGCCAUUUUUUCAGAACUCAUAUAAGACGACUGGAUGCACGGGGAAAGGCAGGUGCAUAGUGAAACCCUAUUUGAAGAUCUGCAAACAUCGAUCACGUGAUAUGAACAAAUACUUUCUUGACACUUUCGAGUGAAUUCCUUCGGAGUUCUAGAUCGCUUCGGUGUUGCUUUUUGUGAUUCUACAACUGCUAUUUGGUGGCGGAGGGAGCCCUGUGUUGAGUACAUAUGGCACACAAUAUGAUUCCAUCAAGGAUGGAAGGUGUAAGCGAGGAACCAAACGGUGGCACAUCGUCCCUUGUGGCAAACGGUGGCCAUCAUCCGGAGCGGAAACAAUCAAAAUGGAGGACUGCUACGCGAAAUGCACGAAUGUCCUUCCUCCAUUCCAUCAGCAAGAUGUAUGGUACCUCAGGCUCAAGAAGCCUUAAAUUUCCCGGUGAACAGCCGCAUGUGAUGGUUGGACCGGUUAUUGGCGAGGUCACCUCUACUACAGCCCGUAUUCUUGUCGAGAUAAACCAGUCAGGAAGCUUGACGAUUAAUGUUAGAGAGAAGCCUCCUGCAUUGGAGAAGCAGCCAAGCUUUUUACAGAGACAAUUAACUUCAGGGCGAAAAGGGCCAGCAAACAUCAAGGCUAGGAUGCCUUCGCACCUGAGCGAGAAAAGAGUACAGAAAGAUGUCAAGGCUAAUCGACCUUCUGUCUUCGAGUUUAGAGCUCUGAAGCCAGGCACCACUUAUAUUGUUGAGGUGAAAGGCUGUAUUGUAACGACCGCGAGCAGUUUUCGCACGUUCCCUGAAAAGCCUUCAGAAAAUAUUACAUUUGGAGUGAUAAGCUGCAACAAAAUUUUUAUAACCGAUAUGCUGAUUGCCCCUGCCUCAGAUCUUUGGACCCAUCUUUCCAAGUCCAUCGAGGCUGGCAAGGUCGACUGCCUCUUGCACCUUGGAGACCAGAUUUAUGGUGACGGCGAUAAGCGUCAAGAUGCUCAAGCAGGGAUGGACAAGGAUGCGUGGUCAGAUCGUUUCCGGAAGAGCAUGGAGAAACUCAAGGAUGUACCCCGAGAGAAGUGGAUUGAUCACGGGGACGUCAUUUGUGAAUACUACCGAGAAGUCUACAGGGAUACGUGGAGACAUGCUCCCACUGCGAAAUGCUUAGCUAAUUGUCCCAAUCUGAUGAUUUAUGAUGAUCAUGAGGUUAGAGACAACUGGGGAGAUGUGGAGGAAGAUUGGGAUCCCAGCAGCGCCGACUUCUUCGUGGCUCGUUGCGCCUGGAUUGUGAGCAUGGAGUAUCAAAGGCAGCUGUAUGAGGAUGUAGAUUUCUCAUCAUUGGAAAAUAUCCACGAGGAUUACCAUUUUCAUGUUGUAGGAGGAGUAGGGCUCAUGUUCCUCGAUAUUCGAGGCUCACGAACCUUCCAUCGAGUCAUAGAUGAUGUGAACAAAUAUCUGGGGAGCCGACAAUGGAAUGCCAUCACAAAAUCACUGUCUCCAGAUGGCGAAUUUGGGAAAGCUCGGGCGUUGCUAGUUUGCUCUCCUGCCCCUCUUGUAUUUCUAGAACCUCGAAUCACCCAAUCAGCAGCUAAAGCCGUCCACCGACUAGAAGAUUUCAGAGGACACUGGUCCUUCGGUGAUCAUAUCAAGGAGCAAAUCACGAUGAUAGACGCCCUCAGCGAAUGGAAGUUCAAAAAAGCUGGUCGUGAAGUCCUGGUUCUUGGAGGUGAUGUGCACUGUGGCGGUCAUUCCGACAUCAUCAAGAACCACAAAGUCGCAUUUCGACAGCUCACAACGAGUGCAAUCGCUAACAUGCCGCUCCCCAAAUCUGCCUACUACUUCAUGAGAGCUGCUGGCCGGCUCGGACGUCUGCAACAUGAAUAUUGCUUUCGGCAUCAUAAAUGGACUAGGUCCCGUAAUUAUGGGGUUGUACAAGUCAAGCACCUGUGUAGUGCUCAGGACGACAUCAAAGCAGUGGAACCUCCAGAUGUAGAAAUCUCUGCGCAGCUAGUGAAGUGCAAGUUCCUGGGUGUGCCUGUCUAUACAGACAAGGUAUCCAACCUGAACAACAACGGCAUGCGUUGGCCUUGCACCUCAAAUGGAGUCUCAGAUCGUUGAGUAGCUGUUCGAAGUACCUGUCCUGUGAUGUAACUUUAGUUGAAGUGUAAAAUAGGAUUUGCGUCAGAUAUCAUCCGUGGUAAGAGAACUGGUUGAUGCUAUUUAAGUUGUGAGUGUUCCUCAAAACAAACAAGAUGUUUGCCGAACAAUGUGAUGAGAAUGCCUUGGGAUUUUAGAUGGACACGGCCACAAGAUAUGUUGUCUAGAGAGGCCCAAAGUGACAAUGGACUUAGCAGACAUCACAUCAUUCACAGAUGACAGCAUCAAAACCUAGUAAGAAAUUUUGUGUGAUUCUUGUGGUAAUGGUGAUGAACACUUGAGAAAUAGUUAGCUUUUAUCUUGUACAAUUUAUUGCCUCGUGUCAUGAUUCAACUCAGGCCAGUUUUUUUGAA